Orycteropus afer afer is the source of this 2520-nucleotide messenger RNA. RefSeq names its product mannosidase beta (gene MANBA). Gene Ontology annotation, molecular function: beta-mannosidase activity. Gene Ontology annotation, biological process: glycoprotein catabolic process; carbohydrate metabolic process. NCBI's taxonomy places the organism in Eukaryota, Metazoa, Chordata, Mammalia, Tubulidentata, Orycteropodidae. The transcript is spliced from 17 exons. The record is from RefSeq and is a predicted model, not a curated record. The coding region runs from base 1 to 2520 and encodes 839 amino acids.
AUGCGCCUUCACCUGCUCCUGCUACUCGCGCUGUGCCAAGCCGGCCACGUUGCCCCGGCGCGCAGCUACAGCUUGCGGGGAAGCUGGCGGAUCCGCAACGCAAAUGGUUCCCUAGAGCUGACUGGGACAGUCCCCGGCUGCGUGCACAUCGCUUUGUUCCAGCACGGCCUGAUCCAGGAUCCUUACUACAGGUUUAAUGACAUUAACUACAGAUGGAUUGCUUUGGAUAACUGGACCUAUAGCAAGAAAUUUAAAAUCCCCUUUGACAUUAGCAAAUGGCAAAAAGUGAAUCUGAUUUUUGAGGGCAUUGACACAGUCACAAAAAUCCUGCUGAAUAAUGUCACUAUUGGCAAAACAGACAAUAUGUUCAAUAGAUACAGCUUUGAUAUCACCAAUGUGAUCAGAGACAUGAACUCCAUUGAGCUGCAUUUCCAGUCAGCAGUGUUGUAUGCAGCACAGCAGAGCCAAGCUCAUACUGCCUACCAGGUGCCGCCAAACUGCCCUCCACUUGUACAGAAGGGUGAAUGCCAUGUCAACUUUAUUCGAAAGAACUUAGAUAACAGUGCCCAGGAGUGGAAUCUCGAAAUAGAGUCUUCUUUUGAUGUUGUGAGCUCAAAGCCAGUUGGUGGUCAAGUGGUCAUAGACAUCCCUAAACUGCAAACACAGCGGACAUACAGCAUUGAACUUCAAUCUGGGGAAAGUACUGUUGAACUCCUUGUGAAAAUUAAUAAGAAUAUUACUGUAGAUACUUGGUGGCCUUAUGGACAUGGAAAUCAGACUGGGUAUAACAUGACUAUUCUUUAUAAACUGAACGGGGACUUGAAUAUCGAAAAGUCAGCCAAGGUUUAUUUUAGGACGGUGGAACUUAUAGAAGAGCCUAUAGAAGGGUCUCCUGGUAGGAGUUUCUACUUCAAAAUUAAUGGAUUGCCCAUAUUUCUGAAAGGCUCAAACUGGAUUCCAGCAGAUUCAUUCCAGGAUCGAGUAACCUCUGAUUUGUUACGACUCCUUUUGCAGUCUGUUGUGGAUGCAAACAUGAAUAGUCUCCGGGUUUGGGGAGGAGGAAUUUAUGAGCAGGAUGAAUUCUAUGAACUCUGUGAUCAACUAGGAAUAAUGAUAUGGCAAGAUUUUAUGUUUGCUUGUGCCCUUUAUCCAACUGAUCAGAGCUUCAUGGAUUCAGUGAGUAGAGAAGUUGCUUACCAGAUCAGGAGACUAAAAUCUCAUCCUUCUAUCAUCAUAUGGAGUGGCAAUAAUGAAAAUGAAGCAGCACUAAUGAAGAAUUGGUAUGAUAUAUGUGCCAGUGACUACCCAAUGUACAUCAAUGAUUACGUGAUGUUGUAUGUGAAAAACAUCAGAAAGGUCGUCCUGGCAGAAGAUAAGACUCGUCCCUUUAUCACAUCCAGUCCUACAAAUGGGGUCGAAUCUGUUGCAGAAGGCUGGGUUUCUGAAAACCCUUAUGAUACACAUUUUGGUGAUGUCCAUUUUUACGAUUACAUCAGUGAUUGCUGGAAUUGGAAUAUUUUCCCUAAAGCUCGAUUUGUAUCUGAAUAUGGAUAUCAAUCCUGGCCUUCCUUCAGUACACUGGAAAAGGUCUCAUCUAAAGAGGACUGGUCUUUCAGGAGCAACUUUUCACUUCACCGACAACACCAUGCAGAGGGUGACACUGAAAUGCUUUAUCAGGCUGAUCUUCAUUUCAAACUCCCCCGUAGCACAGAUCUAUUAGGUAAUUUCAGAGAUACCAUCUACCUCACUCAGGUGACGCAGGCCCAGUGUGUCAAAAUAGAAACUGAAUUCUACCGCCGCAGUCAAAGUGAGAUAGUGAAUGGAGAAGGACACACCAUGGGAGCACUUUAUUGGCAGUUGAAUGACAUCUGGCAGGCUCCUUCAUGGGCUUCUCUAGAGUAUGGAGGAAAGUGGAAAAUGCUUCAUUAUUUUGCUCAGCAUUUCUUUGCUCCACUGUUGCCAGUAGGCUUUGAAGAGAACAAUGUGUUUUAUGUCUAUGGUGUAUCAGAUCUUCACUCAGACUACAGGCUGACACUUACAGUCAGAGUUCAUUCAUGGAAUUCCUUGGAGCCUUUGUGUUCUCACGUGACUGAACAUUUUGUGAUUAAAUCAAGGACAGCCAUUCUCAUCUAUAAGGAGCCAGUGCCUUCAUUAAUGGGAUGUUGGAAUUGUACUCGGCAAAGCUGUGUGGUUUCCUUUUACCUUUCAACUGACGGCAAACCCAUGGGCCCAACCAACUAUCAUUUCCUAUCCUCACUGAAGGAGGCUGUGGGACUGCAAAAGGCACAUAUCACAGCCCUCAUCUCUCAGCGAGGUGACAUAUUUGUUUUUGAUUUGGAAACGUCAGCUGUUGCUCCCUUUGUGUGGUUGGAUGUGGGGAGCAUCCCAGGGAGAUUUAGUGACAAUGGUUUCCUCAUGACUGAGAAGACACGAACUAUAUUAUUUUACCCUUGGAAACCCACCAGUGUGAGUGAAUUGGAACAAUCUUUUCAUGUGACUUCCCUGACUGAUAUUUACUGA